AUCCAGCACACGUCGGAAGACUCUAGAAAUUGGAUUUCGGGCAUGUCUUCUCUCGCUGUUGACUGCCCUUUUUGACUGCUAACACGCGCCACGCGUGCGCCCUAACGCGAUUGCUAACUCGAUUGAUGAGGUUAUUGAAGAGUCCGUUAGUAUCGCUUCAUUCCCUUGCUCCUGGCGUUGGUUAGGCUCGUCGUAUCAGCCUUUCAACCAAGUCUUGUCCAGCUUGUCGCUUAAAUUCGCCGCGAUUCUAGGACCAGCUUAGCGACCUCACCGACAAUCAGUACUUCAUAAUCUGUCAUUUCUUAAGACCGGAUAAACCGCGACUUUCAGCAUCACUUCACCGAGUUAAUCAGCCGCAUUAGAAUCGGCAUCGCGGCUGAGCACCAGCGUAGCAGGACGCCAUGAUUCCCCCGGCGGCGAUGGAUCCGGAGAUGGUUCGCCUGGCGCAGGAGCAGAUGAGCCGCAUGUCGCCUCAAGACAUCCAGCGCAUGCAGCAGAUGAUGACGCCUGACAUGAUUCGCAUGGCGACGGAGCAGAUGGGUCGCAUGUCGCCAGACGACAUGAGGCGAGCAGCCGAGCAGAUGAAACACCUCUCCCCCUCGCAGAUCGCCAGCGCCAUGUCUGGGGCUGGCGCUGGGGCAGGAGGGGUUGGGAGCGGUGCUGGGGGGUUCCCAGGAGCAGGAGCAGGAGGAGGAGCAGCAGCAGGGGGGUUGCCAGACGUGGCUGCAUAUAUGAGCCAGAGGCAGCAGUACGAGCUGAACGCAGCGACGAUGCUCAAGAACGAGGGAAACAAACUGCAUGGGCUAGGGAAGUACUCAGAAGCAGCAGAGAAGUACAACAGGGCCCGGGACAACCUCGCCAUGCACUCGUCCCCAGCAGCAGUGUCUCUGCGCCGCACGUGUGCCGUCAACCUCAUGUCAUGCCACCUCAAGACGCAGUCCUUCUCCCAUGCCGUCUCUGUUGGCUCUCAGGUGAUUUCAGAGGAUGCGUCUAACCUCAAGGCGCUUUACAGACGGGGAUUGGCCUACAAGGAGCUCGGGCAGCUUAAAGAGGCAGUGGCAGACCUGUCAAAGGCAGCACAGAUCUCACCUGGCGACGAAACGCUAGCAGGCGUGCUUAGAGAAACCCAGGCGGCACUUGAAGCGACGAAGAAGACAGCAGUUUCCUUGGAGGACAUAGAUGAGGGCGAUGACGUUCCUGCUGCAUCCUCUGCUGAGUCUUCCGCUGUGGGAACGACUGAUUCAGUAACAGUAGCAACAGCACCAUCAGCUACAGCAGCACCAGCAGCAUCAACAGCAGCAGCAGUGGGCAGUAAUCCUCUGUUCAUUCCUCCCUCUGUGCCGACCAUGUCGCCUGAUAUAUCUGCCAUGGACCCUGCCCUUGUGCGCAACAUGCAGACAAUGAUGACGACCAUGGAUCCAGCCGCAGUGGCAGCGCUCAGCGGCGGCGCCUUGUCCCCCGACAUGGCGCGCACUGCAGCCCAACUCGUGGGAUCCAUGUCGCCAGACGACCUGCAGAAGAUGAUGCGCCUGGCUUCUACUUUCAGCCAAGCAGGAGGAGGUGUAGCAGGGGGGGCAGCGGGGACAGGGGGGGCAGGGGUGGUGGGAGGGGUGGCGGCAGGGGGAGGAGCUGGUGGUACUAGCAGCAGCAGCAGCCGAGGCCGUGGUGGUAGCGCUGGCAGUGGAAGGAGUGGUGGCAGCAGCACCGUUACCGAUUCUGUUUUGACCCCCACAACCACCAGCGCCAGCAGCAGAAGCACAGCAGGGGCUGCUGCUGGUGCUUCUGGUGGUGGUGCUGCUGCUGCUGCAGAUACCACAUAUGGCAUGCCUCCAGGGUUUGGGAGAACAAUGGAAGCAGCAGCAGGAUCAGCAAGGAACGGAGGAGGGGAGGUGGCAGCAGGGGAGAGGGGAGGAGCAGCAGGGGGGAUGGGAGCAGCACCUGGGAUGCCAGUGCCAGGUGUCGGCGGGGGAUUGGACCCCAUGCAGCUCCAGGAGCGGCUGUUGAACGACCCUUCCACAGUGAAGCUCAUGAGCGACAUGAUGCAGCAGCUGAGCGCGGAGGACAUCGCAGCCAUGAGCUCGCGCAUGGGGCAGAGCAUGUCAGUGGAGCAGGCAGAGCAGGCCAAGCGCAUGAUGCAAGGACUGGGGCCUGAAAGACUGGCCACUGUGAUGAAGUAUGCUCAAAAGGCACAAACAGCAGCAGCCAAGGUCCAGGAAAUGGUGCGAUGGCUGCUGCAACGGCCAGUGCUCCUGGCCUCCAUCAUAACCCUCGUUAUAGCCAUCAUCAUCCACUAUAUGGGGUGGUUCUCAUGAGUCAGCUUCAAGGCAGGCUCUGCACAAACAUUGCAGUAGAUGCUCUACUUUGACAAGGAUGUAGAUUUUAUUAUGAGGUUCCAUAUAUAUGAUGUUUUCCAAUGCCUGCUUUGGAGAUCCACGAAUGAAGCGAACAUCCCUCGUAGCGGGUACAUUUCGUAAGAAGUCCUGCCUGGGAAUCCCCUUUCCAUCCCAUCCCAUCCCAUCUU
This is a messenger RNA of Closterium sp. NIES-67, 2521 nucleotides long. The record is from the annotation of a GenBank genome assembly. NCBI's taxonomy places the organism in Eukaryota, Viridiplantae, Streptophyta, Zygnematophyceae, Desmidiales, Closteriaceae.